CCCUUCGCUUUCUUUUCUCCUCUCCUCCUGAUCCCAUUCUCUCUCUCUCUCUCUCUCUCUCUCUCUCUCUCUCUCUUAACCCUAAAAAUGUUUGUUUUAAUACUUGCAGUACAUCAAGAGAAGCAGUCGAGGCUCUUUAUUUAGUAGCUGAUAUAUACAAUGGCUGCAGUUUCGAUGUGGUCACUAGUUUCUUCUAAAAGCCAUGUUAAUCCCAAUUUUAAAAGGAUUGGGCAGAUUGAAGAAGGCAAGAUAGGACAUUGUCCACUUUUACAAAAAUAUUGCAAACACUUGCCAGCUCGGUUAAUAGGUGAAACUGAUGGGAAACUGGCACAUCAAGGAUUUGAUUCAUCUCCUGUAUCAGGCAAAAGACAAGCAUUUUGUCUGGUUUAUAAUACACCUUCAUUGUUGAGGAAGCCCAGUGACGUUCCUCUUCUGAAGGUUUACAAUAUAGAGGGUGAUGAGAAGUUCAGUUCAGAAGGAUCACACCAAAGAGAUGCAGCUUCUUAUGAAUCAGACUGCUUAGGAACAUCUAGCUGCGGGAGACAAUUGAAAGAACUGGAUUCAUAUUUUAAUAAGCUUCAUUGUAGCAUGGAAGAACAACCUAGGUCUUCUGAAAAUAGUUCUGAUACAAAAGAGUACCGUAUGGAAUCUUCUUCACAAUUGGAAGGCCAACAGGCAAAAAAUGAUAUAUCCAAUCCAUGCAAAAGAAAGGCAACAUUGGAUUCACUAGAGAAGUACUUCGGGGGAUUGAAUACUGUGCAGCACUCAAGAAGGGGUAGUUCAUCACGGUUGCAUAAAGAAAACGCAGAAGGGAAUCCAAUAAGAGGGCCUCAUUCUUCUGUAGAAAAAUGUCAUGAUGACACAAUGACUAGGGAGAACAACAGUGUCACGCAUUUACAGAAUAUGGAUGAUGAAGUGGGUAACGUGUCAUCUGCUAGUGAGAAUUUUAAAAGUCUACUAACAAAUGAGGAAGCUUCAGAUUUUUGUUUAAUAAAUUUACUGGUUGCGAUAAAUAUCGCUGUUUUCUUGUUUGAGAUUGCUAGUCCGAUUAGGAACACAGAGGUAGAGAACUUGUCGCUCCCUUUGAUAUAUGGUGCAAAGAUAAAUAAGCUAAUCCUGGUGGGAGAGUGGUGGAGAUUACUAACACCAAUGUUUCUGCACUCUGGAUUUCUUCAUAUUGCUCUUAGUUCGUGGGUGCUUCUUACAUUUGGACCACAAGUAUGCAGAGGAUAUGGACCAUUUACCUUUCUCUUGAUUUAUGUACUUGGAGGAAUUUGUGGUAAUUUGACAAGCUUUGUUCACACUCCAGAGUUAACUGUUUGUGGAACAGGUCCAGUUUUUGCCAUAAUUGGUGCCUGGCUUGUUUACCAAAUACAGAACAAGCAAGUACUCACUAAAGAACUAUCAGAAAGUUUGUUCUGGAAGGCAGUCACUGCCACUGCUCUGAGCUUCUUGCUGAACAACUUUUGGAGAAUUGAUGACUGGACACAUCUUGGAGCAGCUUGCUCAGGAAUCAUCUUUGGGUACCUCACAUCCCCAUCCUUGCAGUUUCUAGAUAAUGUAUUUUCAUUGAAGGAUGGACAGAAACAAGAAGGAUUCGCCUCCGUACAACGAAGGUGCUGCAAAAAUUCUUACAAAUUAAAAUUAUCCCGGGAUGAAGAAGGAGAGAAGAUAGCAGGGAACAAAGAUGAAGUAAACUUCCCUUUGCUUCCCAUUGCAAGUUUUGUUUCUCUGGACAAAAUUUGAAUGUAUAAAUCGGGCUGGUGGAGAGAACUAAGAAAUAUGGAGCAUGAGGAUCAGCAAGACGUGGUUGUAAGAUAUCACACAAUCGGAUCAAAGAACCUGGGGAAAAGAAUCAAUUAAUCUAAUCAGAGAAAGAAAGAACUAUUGGAGAGUAAAUACUACAAUUCAGUGAUUGUAGAAAUAAGAGGAAUAUGCAAAGUUCUUCCAUCAGAUGACACAGACAUGCCGUGAAAGAAAUAAACAAUGAAAUAUCGGUAUAGGGAGGUGCUGACGUCAAACAAAAAUGCAGCAAUGAGCUUCAAUUCGCUCAAACCAUAAAAUGAUCAAAAUUUCAUGUUUGAGAGUAGGGAAAUUUCUCCUUAUAGCUUUUGCUGAAAGUAUGAAUAAUAAUGUUAUUGGUGACAAAAG
Molecule: messenger RNA, 2151 nt
Organism: Asparagus officinalis (garden asparagus)
Lineage: Eukaryota; Viridiplantae; Streptophyta; Magnoliopsida; Asparagales; Asparagaceae
Product: RHOMBOID-like protein 9, chloroplastic
Exons: 9
Coding region: 160-1746 (528 amino acids)
Cellular component (GO): membrane
Molecular function (GO): serine-type endopeptidase activity
Source: RefSeq, a predicted model, not a curated record